Molecule: messenger RNA, 2605 nt
Organism: Lethenteron reissneri (Far Eastern brook lamprey)
Lineage: Eukaryota; Metazoa; Chordata; Hyperoartia; Petromyzontiformes; Petromyzontidae
Product: potassium channel subfamily K member 12-like
Biological process (GO): stabilization of membrane potential; potassium ion transmembrane transport
Cellular component (GO): plasma membrane
Molecular function (GO): potassium ion leak channel activity; outward rectifier potassium channel activity
Source: RefSeq, a predicted model, not a curated record
AUGCCCGCCCACGGCGGAGGAGGAGGUGGAGGAGGAGGUGAUUGCGCUGCUGCUGCUGCUGCUGGUGGUGGUGGGAGCCCCGUGUGUGAAGACAACGCACGCUUCGCCCUCCUUGCGCUGCUCAUCGUGUGCUACAUGCUCUUCGGAGCCGCGGUCUUCUCGGCUCUGGAGCGACCCGCCGAGGAGGAGGCCCGGCGACGCUGGUGCAGCAGGCUGAGCAACUUCACCAGGACUCACGGCGUGAGCGCCGUCGCCAUGGAGGAGUUGCUCCGGGACUACGAGGCGGCCAGCCUGCAAGCCGCGGUCGGUGCCGACGAGCUGAAGCCCCGCUGGGAUUUUUCGGGAGCCUUCUACUUUGUAGGCACAGUGGUGUCCACCAUCGGCUUCGGGAUGACGACGCCGGCGACCGUGCCGGGCAAGGUGUUCCUCAUCUUCUACGGCAUGCUCGGCUGCUCGGCCGCCAUCCUCUUCUUCAACCUCUUCCUCGAGCGCCUCAUCACGCUGCUCGCCUGCGUCAUGCGCUCCUGCCGCCAGCGCCGCUUCUGGCGCAAGGGCCGGCAGGUGGCGGCCGCGUGGGUCUCCGAGGCAGGGCCCUCGGCGCCGGCGGCGGCGGCAGCGGCCACGGCGACCGCUGCGGGCCCCGGUAGAACGCGGCACGACGGCGUGGCCCGCGAGGCGUGGAAGCCGUCGGUCUACCACGUCAUGCUGAUCCUGGGAGCUGCAGCCAUCACCAUCGCGUGCUCUGCGUCGGCGCUUUACUCCGCCGUCGAGGACUGGAGCUACGUGGACUCGCUCUACUUCUGCUUCGUGGCGUUCAGCACCAUCGGCUUCGGGGACCUGGUGAGCGGCCAGGCGGCCGCGACGAAGGUCGUCGACCAGAGCGCCUACCGCUUCGUCAACUUCGCCUUCAUCCUGCUGGGCGUGUGUUGCAUCUACUCGCUCUUCAACGUCAUCUCCAUAGUCAUCAAGCAGCUGCUCAACUGGACGCUCAAGAAGGUGGAGCAGGCGCGGCGGUACCUGUGGCAGCGCGGGUUUCGGCCGAGGGGACGCAACGCGGUCGUGCCCAGCAACGUUCACCGGCACCAGGAGCUCAAUCAUCAUCAGCAACACCAGCAGCAGCAGCAGCACGGUCGUCAGCAGCCGCGGACACAGCAGCAGCAACAGCAGCAGCAACAACACAGCCAGCAGCAUCAGCGGCACUGGCAGAGGAGGCAGCAACAGCAGCAGCAGCACCAGAAGAUGCGCACCAUCUCCAUCGAGACAGACCUGGGCGUGGACAGCGAGACGGACGGCGGGCGGCGCGUGUCGGGGGAGAUGAUUUCGAUGCAGGAUUUCCUCGCCUCCAACAAGGUGUCGCUGGCCAUCAUGCAGAAGCAGCUGUCGGAAGCGGCCAACGGCACGGCGCCAGCGACGGCAUCGAGCGCGCCCGCCGCCGCCGCCGUCGUCAAAGUGGACAACGGGUUUUCGUACGGCGUGGGCUCGCUGGCCAUCAUGAACAAUCGCUUGGCCGAGACGAGCAUCGUGAACUGAAGGAGCCCCGCGGAAUCUGUUGUUGUUGUUGUUGUCGAGCGACACAUUUUGUCGCUUUGGCUCGCGCAGGAGGACCGAUUUAUCCAUCACCCCCCACCCUUCCCAUGCGAGAAAAGGCGCGGGCGUGUUUUUUUUGCAGAGGUUUGCGUGACCACCCUCCCAUUCUGUCUCGUCGGAGAGAUGCCAAAGGUGCACAGGAGCGGCAGGCUGUGCGAGCGGUAUCGAAAAAAACGCAAUGUGUGUGCGCGACGGCUUCGAACGAAGGAGUACAACCACCGGCGUAAAGGUCAGGGCGUUUGCACUACGAGUUGAACCGCGAAAGAAAAAACUUUUUCUUUUUUUCUUUCGAUCAUAUUUUUUUUUAUGAUUGAACCUGAAUAUUUAACUAAAAUGUAACAAUUUAAUUCCUUCACAAGUCCAUCAAAAAGGGCAUGAACGUUCGUUAAAUGGCAGAAGCCCGCCGCCGACAAGGCAAUGCCAGACCAUGCACGAGAACAUCACAGGCCAUUGAAUAGUUUGGAUGGACUCUGCUGCCCCAUCUAACUACAGCACAAGGCGAGUUGCGGCACCAUUUUACUUUCAUCCAUUGAGCGCUUUAAAGCGUAGCCUAAGCGAGCUGCAAUUUUGAAAAUUGUCUUUUGCCGUAUCUGUUCACAAUGGUCACGCGAUGCAGACGACCCUUCAUGCCGUGAUGGAAUGCCGGCAGGGACAUGGAAGGCGACUGCUGACAAACAACAUUUUCACGAGCACAGGGAAGUUUGCGGCACUUUGGCGAAAAUAGAGGUAUGGUGAAAGAAGCGAAGCUAUUUGGAGCGCUGCUUGUACGCUCGCGUUCUUGAGACACUCCUGUGCGCUGCUUUGUCUGGUCUCGUCGUGAGACUCGCGCGUAAGUGGCCCACAUGAGCUGAGCCACGCGGUGUGAAGCUGCAAUUAUAUGCGGCCAUAAAAGCGCGUAUUCAUAAAUGGUACAGGUGGCCACUAAAGCGCCAUUCGUGCGUACAGGAAGCACACUUUUGGCAACAUUACUGAUAAAUAUUCCAUUGAUAAAAUGUUCGACACCGCAGGCUUGUUUGUA